UGUUCAUAUUAUCACCAACAAUAUUGUUCCUUUUUGGAAAAUGAUACAGCACGGGGGUGUGCACAUAAGCGUUUUCAACCAUCCUCUAAUCUUAUACAAUUUUGCGAUGUCAUGAAAUUUGUUCAGAAAUUUAUGCAAAUCGGGCGCUCAAAGACCCAUUUCCAACAACUUAAUGCUGAACCUCGACCCGCAGGCAAUUCAUCCUUUUUUUUCCCAGGAGGUCCACCACCAUCUUAUCGUUCUUCAACAAAUGCUGAUGAUAGCGCCACAUUCAGUAGUACAGAAUCAUCCACCGUUCCAACAACGACAUACUCCAUCAAACGACGUAAUUCUUGGAUAAAUUUAAUCGAAAGUAAUGAAAAUUUGUACAAGAAAGAUUUACUACAUUAUACAGAAUCAUUAUGUACGGCAGCUGCAGCUGCACCAUCAUUAUCAACACCAUCAGCACCACCAACAACAACAACAACAUCAACAACACGUUGCGCAAAUGUUAUGAUGCCUGUUUGUUGUACGUGGGUUGGAGAUAUUUACGAGAAUAAUUACCAGUUCCUGGAGAAGUACAAUUUAAAUGGACGAUAUGCGAAGCACUUUACACCUUUUUAUGUCUUAAAUUCAGCCGGCGAUCCAAUUGCUAUAUCCAAACUGAAGUUAACUAAUUCUGGCUCAUUAUGCAAAUUAAAUGGUGGAGGAAAAAAAUUGCCAGCAGGUUUUUCGAAACCAGAUCGGAUUAGUGGAUUAAUGCGAUGGUUUCAAGUGCCAAAAAAUAAAUUUCACAUAUUUAUCCCAUUAUUUUUGAUUAUUGCAUGCUGUUUCAUAGCCGCCAUUUUACUUCUCAGUAAGCAAUUCGCACAAGAAUCACGGAAUUUUUCUUGGAUACCACCAUUCAUAUUUCGUAACCAACAAGGGAAUUCGACCGUUGUCAAAAUGUAUCAGAACGGUCAUCAAGUUAGAUUUGAGAUACUGGGGAAUCUGCCGAUUAAAAAUAAUUACAUUGCUGUAUAUGAUUUUGCAUCGAGAAGAAUAGCAAUAAUCGAUUCAACUCUGAGAGAUAACGGCAAAAAUUUGGUUUGCUUCGUGAUGAAUAUGAAUAUAUCAACAAUGCCCGAUAAAUAUUCUCUUGAAAUUGGAGCGCAAAAUGCUCUCAAGCGUAAGGAACAAAUCCAUGGAUGGGAGGAAGCGUGGAAUUUCUUACCUGGUUCAUAUUUCGGUAAUUUGUCAACACUUUUUGAUCCACUCAUUCCUGAAUGCGAUACUGCACGAUGGAUCUUACUUAAUUAUACUAGAUUCGAUCAGAGAGGAAAAAAAUGCAGCGAUUGUUAUGAUUUCUGUUUACCAGAGCUCGGUAUUGAAAUGGAUCAUUUAAGAGCGGAAGCAUUUUUAAACAUUAUACGCCGUAAUUGCUUUUAUCUUUUUGUACCGGAGUGGCGUUCAUUUGCAGCCGCAUACAGUGGUAAACAGAAUGAAUAUGAUUUGGAACAACUUUAUUAUGGAGGUCGGAGUCAUGUAAACAAUGGUAACGAUAACAGAAGCACCAAUAGUAGUGCUGGCGAUAAUUAUGGGAAUCGUCUUAAUGGGAUACAAAGUGUUAUUGAUGAAAUUGUACAGCCGAUCACAGAUCAGAGUCGAAAUUUCGAAUCAAAGUGGAUUUCUCUACAGGAAAUACCGCGAAACAAUUACAGUGGGAGUAUGUCAUCAAGCACUUAUGGUAAUUUCAAUUUGAAUAGUAAUAGCAAUGAAUUUGAAACUGGAAAUGGCGCUUUUUCGAACAAUAAUGACCGGAUGAAACCUUUACUCCCAAUGCCACCACCAAGUUAUCCGAUACAAGUCAAGCAAAAGUCAUCUUUGGAUCUCGGAAACCUUUUUACCGAGGUCCUACAACCUUAUCAGAAUCUUGGUGGCGCGAAUGCACGACUACAAAAUGGUGUUUUUGGCAGCAACAAUGAACAGUUCGCUUCGCCAACUAAAUAUAGCGAGCAGCCGAAUAGUUACAAUGUCCAAUUACCCAGUGGUCAAGCGUUCAAUGGUCUAUCAAAUACAGUAGUGAGUAUCGAUGGUAAGAAUAAUCAACCAAAAAGUAUCUAUGAUCAAUCAAUCAUGGAUGGUGAAAGUAAUUCUAAACAAUCAAAUUAUUAUACUUCGCAAUCUGGAAUCAAUGUUUACAUGCAGCAAGCAGCAAAUCCUAAGCAGAAUGAUCAAGAUAAUGGCUCAGAAAGUCAACAAUUGGUCAAUGAUAAGGGAUGGGUUACUGUUGGUUAGCAAAACCUAAAUUAACAUGAACAUAUCCUUCCAGUAAUUGUUGCUGUCCUACUCCUAGUUAUUCUGUACGUGACUAAUUUGCUUGUUGUUAAGUCUAUGAUAUCCAUGUCUAGCUCCUGCUCUUUAUGAACUCAUUCUAUCAUAGAUCUUAUUCUUUGUUACUUGUACAUAAUGAUGAUGAUAUGCUCAAGUUUCUG
Messenger RNA from Loa loa (African eye worm), 2453 nucleotides. RefSeq names its product CBR-PQN-73 protein. The record is from RefSeq and is a predicted model, not a curated record. NCBI's taxonomy places the organism in Eukaryota, Metazoa, Nematoda, Chromadorea, Rhabditida, Onchocercidae. Bases 112 to 2256 code for a protein of 714 amino acids. The transcript has 11 exons.